Caenorhabditis auriculariae is the source of this 3253-nucleotide messenger RNA. NCBI's taxonomy places the organism in Eukaryota, Metazoa, Nematoda, Chromadorea, Rhabditida, Rhabditidae. The record is from the annotation of a GenBank genome assembly.
AUGCUGGAGACGGAUUGUCCGGAGUGCGGUGAGUUGCUAGAUAAAAUAAUCCUCCUUUUUUGGAAUCAGUUUGCGAAGAAGCCAAAGUGGACUUUGCGCCGAAACCCGAGAGCGUCACUUCAUACAUCUCCACGCGCAAUUCGACUGUGGCGACGACGUUGACUAUUCGUGGAUUAGGCAAGAUUCCCGUCUACAAAGGCGAUCCAACCUGGAUCUCUCCAAAAAUCUGGGUUAUUUUCAAGCUAUUUGAAAUUUGCUUUCAUCGUUUCUCAUAAGCGCUUUCACUUCAAACAUCUCACUUUUCAGAAUUUCAUCAGUGAAAAGGCAGUUUUAAUGCGUCCAUCGGCAAUCCGGAUUUGCAAUGGAAGCUGGCACGAAGCACACGAGCUCUCUCAGAUUUUAAAAAACAAAGGUUCGACUUUCCUUCAGUAGGAAUGAGAAAAUAUCUUCUCAGGAUUACUGGAAGAAAUGACAUCCUUGGAAAAUGUAUACGUAGCCAGAACCGACCCGUCGGACACUAUGCGCGUCGAGAAAAAUACUUUUAUCGUCACAAAUUCAAGAAGCGAAGUGCAACCAAAGUGACGAGAACCUAAGGCUUGAAUCGUAUCUGAAGGAGAGCACUUUCAGUCGGACAGUCACCAUUUCGAGGGCCAAGAACUUUCAGUCCAUGUUGGCGCAGUGGAUGUCGCCGAAGAAGUUUGUGCAAGAGGCAGACGAACGAUUCCCAGGCUGCAUGCGAGGCAGAACUAUGUUAGUUGAGAAAAUCUGCGGCAGAAAACAACAGAUCGAAGGUAUGUGAUUCCAUUCUCGAUGGGUCCGAUCGGCGGCCGCUUCUCUAAAAACGCCGUCCAACUAACCGACAGUCCUUACGUCGUCAUCAACAUGCGUGUCGUCGCGAGGUUUCCUUCUUGAUUCAUACGUCAGCUUCGUGACUGAGGUGUUUCGAGAGUCUCCUCGUCAGUUUGGGACGCAAUUGGAAAUGGAGACUUCGUCAAGUGCGUUCACAGCGUCGGUGUUCCAAGACCCGUACUGCACCGGCUCAAAAAUAAUGUUGGGUUUUUAGCAGGACAAUAAAACAAAAUUUGCAGUGGGCCUGUAAUACCUCGGACAUAUUCAUUGCUCACAUUCUUGAAGAGAGUGAGAUCUGGUCCUACGGUUCUGGGUACGGCGGAAACUCGUUGCUUGGCAAGAAAUGCCUGGCGCUCAGGUAAGCUAGAAAGCGAUGAACAAAACUUUCUGUUAGGAAAACAAGUAAAUCGGAAAACUAGAUCAAGAUUAAUUUGUGCUUUUUUGCCUUUUUUUGUAUAAAUGACGAUAAAUUUUUUAAUCUUUUUUGAACUUUUGUUCAACAAUUUUAGGAUUCAGAAUGGGAUCCUACAUGGGCCUAAAGGACGGAUGGCUGGCUGAACAUGCGGCUAUAAUAUCCAUCACAGAUCCCCAGGACCAGGAAAUUUUUGUGUGUGUCUCCUUCCCUUCCGGAGCCGGAAAAACGACGAUGAGCGCAAUGUUGCCGGCUCUUCCUGGUUGGAAGGUAUCCGGAAAUAUAUACUUUCUGAAAUAUACAUUACUUCAUCGCUUCUCAAAAGUGACAGUUUCAGAUCAAAGUACUAGGAGAUGAUAUCGCGUGGAUACGAUGGAAAGACGGUCAAAUGUUUGCGAUGGCGCCAGAAAACGGCAUGUUCGGCAUCGCCGCCGACGUCAAAGAGGAUUCAGGCAAAAUCCUAAUUGAAGUAUUUGAACUUUUUUUUUCAUUAUUCGGAGGAUUUUCUAGGCUCUGAAGCGUGACGCGUUGGUUGUGAACUGCGCCACGACCAGCAAAGGCCGUUUGAUGUGGCAAGGCAUCGAGGGAACACUCGAACCAGAAGAAACGGUUCAAUAGUUUAUUUGAAAAGAAACUUUUUUGAUCUAACUUCUGUUUGGCCUAUUUCAAAAAACAGAAAAUUCUGCAUUCAAUCGAUAUUCAGUACUGUUGAAGGUUGUCGACUGGCGCGGAGAAACUUGGACAAAGGAUUCUAAAUCGUGAGAAUUCCCAAUAAUACAUUUUUUUUUUCAGCUCCAAAACAGUUUCUGAAGAAUUAAAACAAAAAAAGAAGUAGAUUGAAUCUUUUGGUUAACAGAUUCAGACCACCGGCGCAUCCGAACUGCCGUUUCACGGUGUACACAAGUAACGUGGCCAACGUCCAUCCGAAAUGGGACUCGCCUUGCGGAGUUCCUAUCUCUGCGUUAGUCUCACACUUCCUGUCCGAGUCCUCUGUUCAGUUACAUAUUCGGCUCAAGGAGACCAGACGCCUACCCUCUGGUCCUGGAGACGAACAAUUGGGCAGAAGGCGUGCUCCUUGCCACUGGCAUGCGUUCUAAAGUCGGUAGUGGUACCGACCGAAAAAGCGGUGAAUUAGUCGAUUCGAAAAUCGAAGUCCAGUAAAAAGCUCUUCAGAUGGCCUUGUCAAUGACCCAAUGUCUAUGCGGCCAUUUAUGGCAUACAACUUUGGCAAAUACGUUGAUCACUGGCUCGAAAUGGGCAAAAAUAGAGAAAAGGUCAGAGUUCCACGUUUUUUUUCAAAGCCCUAGUCCUCCAUGUGUGAAUAGCCCAAUAACAUCAACUUUAUGAAUGGAGCAGCUGAUUUUCACUGCAAUAUUGAAGGUUCCAAAAAUAUUCCACGUAAACUGGUAUCAAGAAGACGAUAAUGGAAACGUCAUCUGGCCUGGGUUCAACGAGAAUAUUCGUGUCCUUGAAUGGAUUUUUAACCGGUAUGUCGACCCCUUUCAGACGAUUACCGGUUUUCAGUGUGAGAAACCCGACAGAUGAGUCAAAUGUGUCGACUUCGGUGAUAGGAAAGACGCCAAAGUCGCUUAAUAUGGAUGUAAGAUAGGUCUCUCGUAACCCUUCUGAUCAAUGUCUUGUUGACGACUUUUGCUAACAAAAAAAAAACCAAAACUACCACUGCUGAAAACUCGUUCCGGCAAUUUGAGGAUUAUUCCGAAUUUGUUAUUCCAAAAAUCAGGCGCUAUUCAGCGAAACUUUCAAAAUGAAGGGUUACCAAAAUGCGAACCUGUUUUUUUUUAACUUUUCGAAAAUAAUUCGCAUUCACAGGGUCUUCCCCUGAAGAUAGACUUGAAAAAGUUGUGCGAGCCUCCGCCGACGUUCUGGCUCAAAGAAAUGGCGGAGAUUCGAUCUUUCGUCAACGCUGAGAUGGGCGACGACAAGCCGCAACAGAUUGAGUUUAUGCUCCAUGAACUCGCAGCGAAACUUUGA